Stegastes partitus (bicolor damselfish) is the source of this 1564-nucleotide messenger RNA. It is a transcript of the gene rad1, whose product is annotated as RAD1 homolog (S. pombe). The coding region runs from base 18 to 857 and encodes 279 amino acids. The record is from RefSeq and is a predicted model, not a curated record. Gene Ontology annotation, biological process: DNA repair; DNA damage checkpoint signaling. Lineage: Eukaryota; Metazoa; Chordata; Actinopteri; Pomacentridae. The transcript has 7 exons. Gene Ontology annotation, cellular component: checkpoint clamp complex; nucleus.
UUACAGUUUUCGCUACAAUGCCUCUGUCCACCCAGUCUCAGAGCGAUGACGAACAGUAUGUUUUAGUCGCCAGUCUGGAUAACGCUCGCCAUCUCUCCAACAUACUGAAAGCCAUCACCUUCAAAGACCAUGCGAUCUUCACUGCUACACCAAACGGCCUAAAGGUCACUGUUGAGGACUCCAAAUGUCUGCAAGCCAAUGCCUUCAUCCAGGCUGAGAUCUUUCAAGAAUACACCAUAAAGGAAGAUUUGGUGGGUUUUCAGAUCAACCUCACUGUUCUGCUGGACUGCCUGAAUAUCUUUGGUGGAAGCACAGUUCCAGGAGUAUCAACAGCCUUGCGGAUGUGCUACCGGGGGUACGGUUACCCUCUGACACUGUUCCUGGAGGAGGCUGGUGUGGUGACUGUUUGCAAGAUUAACACACAAGAACCAGAAGAACCAAUUGACUUUGAGUUCUGCAGCAGCAAUGUCACGAACAAGGUGAUCUUACAGUCAGAGAGUCUGAAGGAAGCCUUCUCUGAACUGGACAUGACCAGUGAGGUGCUACAGAUCACCAUGUCCCCCAGUCAGCCAUACUUCAGGUUGUCUACGUUUGGAAACUCUGGAAAUGCCCAUUAUGAUUAUUCAAAAGACUCAGACAUGAUGGAGCUGUUCCGAUGCACCAAGACACAAACCAACAGAUACAAGAUGUCCCUACUGAAGCCGUCCACCAAGGCCUUGGCUUUGUCCUGUAAAGUCUCUGUACGGACAGACGGCAGGGGUUUCCUCUCUCUGCAGUACCUGGUCAGGAACGAUGAUGGACAGAUCUGCUUUGUAGAAUAUUACUGCUGUCCAGACGAGGAGGUGGAGGAAGACUGAAGACAGCCAGUGAGAUUGGACUUUUAGGAAGCACCUUAACUUCAGUGGCGGCCAGUUGUUUUGACUGAGCACGAUAACAAGAAGACGAACUCGACCAGAGGAGCCAGUAGGUUGAAGAAAAACAGCUGGACUUGUGGGCAUAAUCACAACGGUGGGAGAAGCAGCAGUUUUGCAAAAUCAACUGGUUGAUCAAUAUAAUGUCACCUGUCUGAUCUAGUUAUGAAUGUGUGUAGUUACACCACUAUCAACGUUUUCUGAAUUUGUCAGUUUCAUGAACUUGGAUAUGAAAAAUGACAGCAUUGUUUGUAACUACGGAGACGCAGCUGUUUUAAGUCACUCAGUAUGUUUUCUGUGACAAAGUUAACAGCUCAGUUGGUCAUGAUGUCUGGGCUUACAGGGCAUAUCCAUUCUCAUCUUUUAACACCUGCAGUGAGCUUGCUGACUGCCCAUAAAUAAGACAUGGCACACUGAUAGUUUACUCCAGGUGUCUAGUGAAGCUUGUGUUCAGUAAAUCUACUCCACUGACCUGAUUUCUAUACACACUGCCACGAUUGUCCCUCAUGUUGAAUCUGCUACCCGACACCUUUCAGAGACAUUUGUUUGGAGCAUACAUCACAUGAUACUGACAGCAAGUUGAAAUCGUUUUAUUUCCAUGACAUAGAAAACAAUUGUACUCACUGAAACUCAAUAAACAAGUUUUUUUUUUU